GCUCGGAAGAAGAAGCCAUGGCUAUGAUGGAAGAGGUGGAGGUGUUUUUCACCUGCGCCGUGAUGUUCCGGCACGACAGCACCAGCUGCAGCAGGUGGCGGUGGUUGUUACCGUACGUACUCGCCAUCUCACACUCACUGAAAAGACAAGUUUGACCGUAAGGACCUGCAGUGCAGUGCACUGCAUCGCACCGUAGCGUUGCUCCACCGGGGGUGUGUCCGUACAACAAAGUGAAAGGUGUUCUUGUCGGAGGAACGAACCCUCGUUUCGAAUUUCAGCUAAAGAAAGAAGGGGGAAUCCGAAAGCUUAUAAACCCGACGCGAUUCAACUUCUCGAUUUUCAUCAUCGUGGUUGAUCAUCACUGUUUUUGCUUAGGUUUUGGAAUUUGAAGUGCAGAUGCAUAGUUCUUAAGCUUAACCAUUCUCUUUCUUCUUCUUCUUCUUCUUCUUACUUCUUUCAAAAAUUAAACUAUUGCUCAAAAGUCUGAAGUUCAAUCAAUAAUAAUAAUAGUAUAUCCUUAAAUUUCGUUGCCACUGUAUCCUGUUGCUUCAUCUUCUCAAUUAUUUUAUUGUCUAGGUUUUUGGAGCUUUGAUUUUACCUGCUAGUGUGCUCUCGCUUUGGGGAAGUCAUGCUACUUGGUUCAGCAUUAUUGUGAUCUUAGUUGAUUUUCCUCAUGUGUUCUGAACUGUGAAGGAUAACUCAAUCAUUUCUACCACUGGAGGGUGAUGGAUCACCAAUCUGGCCAGGGAUUUGAUUCAGAUGAUAGUGACCUUGAUAUACAAGUAGAAAUUAGCAGAAGACUUGGUAAAGUGGAAGAUGGAUUUCCAAAAGACAUGGAACUUUGUGCAGGUGAAGAGGAGAAGUUUAUUGAACAAUCUGUAGCAGAUAUUUCAGCAGAUGGAGAAGCUUUAGAACCAUUCAUAGGCAUGGAGUUCAAUUCAAGAGAAGAGGCCAGAGAACUAUACAUUGCCUACGGUAGGCGGAUAGGAUUUACAGUACGAAUACACCAUAACCGUCGUUCACGAGUAAAUAACCAGGUUAUUGGUCAAGAUUUUGUCUGCUCAAAAGAAGGCUUUCGUGCAAAAAAGUAUGUGCACAGAAAAGACAGAGUGCUUCCUCCUCCACCAGCCACCCGAGAAGGCUGUCAGGCCAUGAUAAGGUUGGCUUUGCGGGAUGGAGGGAAGUGGGUUGUCACAAAAUUUGUUAAGGAGCAUACUCAUAAGCUAAUGAGUCCUAGUAAAGUUCCAUGGCGAGGAUCUGGGAAGCACUUGGUGAGUGAGGAUGAGAAAGAUAAGAGGAUCCGUGAACUAUCGCUUGAGUUGUACAACGAAAGGCAAAAAUACAAACGACGUUGCGCUGCAUAUGAAGAACAGUUAAAUAAUAUCCUGAACUAUUUGGAAAAGCACACAGAACACAUGUCUGAAAAAGUUGCAGAUAUAGUCCGAAGUAUAAGAGAGAUUGAGGAGGAAAAAGCAGAUUCAGAUAUCUGAUAAUUUGUGUCAUUUAUAGCAUGUUCGACAAUACUCAUACACGCAGGUUGAGCUUGUAAGCCUAUUUGCCAUUUGAAGGUUUCUAACAUAAUGCUGUUAACAUUUAGAUUCUAGACAGUAUUUAGCUUGGGGUUGUGUAACAUUCAAUUUGAACUUCAAGCAGCAUAUUAGAACAGUAGCCACUUGUUUCAAUUA
This is a messenger RNA of Arachis ipaensis, 1685 nucleotides long. Its product is annotated as protein FAR1-RELATED SEQUENCE 3. Lineage: Eukaryota; Viridiplantae; Streptophyta; Magnoliopsida; Fabales; Fabaceae. The record is from RefSeq and is a predicted model, not a curated record.